Messenger RNA from Chiloscyllium plagiosum (whitespotted bambooshark), 3246 nucleotides. RefSeq names its product CDK2 associated cullin domain 1 (gene cacul1). The record is from RefSeq and is a predicted model, not a curated record. Gene Ontology annotation, biological process: ubiquitin-dependent protein catabolic process; G1/S transition of mitotic cell cycle; positive regulation of protein kinase activity. NCBI's taxonomy places the organism in Eukaryota, Metazoa, Chordata, Chondrichthyes, Orectolobiformes, Hemiscylliidae. Gene Ontology annotation, molecular function: protein kinase binding; ubiquitin protein ligase binding.
AGGAAUUCAGUCCGUUUGAGGGAGUGGGCAAGGCGCUGGUAUUCAUGUAGGAGGAAAUACAUUGAAAUAUAAAAGUUCAGCUGCAGAUCUGGCUUAAACAUCCCUUUCCCACCCCCUCCCCCAUCCCCUCUCCCUUCCCCCACCCCUCCCUGCCUCCUGUCCCCACCGUAACGAUGGAGGAGAACAUGGAGGAGGACCCCAGCUACCAGCCCCUGAUGAUGGACGAUCACAACCACAACAACUGGGAGGCCAACGCGGACGCUUAUCACCAUCAGCAACAACAACAUCGCCAUCAACACCACAGCCACCAUCACCCCAGCCAGCCCGCUCUGUCCGAGCCGGGGGGCACGCCGCGAGCACAGCAGGAUCCCAAAGUGCUCCUUCCGCAUCCAAUGCCUCUUAAUGGGGAAGAGCGAGGGCCGGCAUCGCACAGGGAGCCUGACGCCGAGCCCGUGGCCGGCAAAGUAACCUUGAAUAUCAACAGCUCGGCCUCCAAGUUCUUGAUGAACGUUAUAACAACAGAAGACUACCAGCGUACUUACUGGCCAAAAUUGGACAGUGCCAUUGAUCAGCUUUUGACACAGUCUCCUGGAGACUGCAUACCUAUAUCUUACGAGCAAAUCUACAGCUGUGUUUACAAGUGUGUGUGCCAGCAGCAUUCAGAGCAGAUGUACUGUGACCUCAUCACAAAGAUAACCAUUCACUUAAGACGAGUCUCAGAGGAGCUGCAGGUCAGCUGUCCAGACGCAUACAUUGAGAGGUUUAAUGCAGCACUCAGCCAGUACAUGGGAGCUCUACAGAGCAUUGUGCCUCUAUUCAUUUACAUGAACAAAUUUUACAUUGAAACCAAACUUAACAGAGAUUUGAAAGAUGACCUCAUAAAGUUGUUUACAGAACAGGUUGCAGAAAAGCAUGUUCCUACCUUAAUGCCUUUACUAAUAGAAGCUCAGUCAACUCCAUUUAAGGUCACCCCUUCAACCAUGGCAAAUAUAGUUAAAGGCUUAUAUACACUUCGACCUGAUUGGGCACAGCUGGCACCUAGUCUCUUUUCUAAAUUUAUCCCAAAUAUCCUUCCCCCUGCUUUGGAAUCCAAGCUCUCAGAAUAUGCUGCUCAAGACCAAAAACUCCAGCGAGAACUGAUACAGAAUGGCUUUGCCAGAGGGGAUCAGUCGCGGAAAAGAGCUGGAGAGGAGCUAAUGUUCAAUGGGUCAGCAUCAACAUCAUCAUGUGCAAAUACAAGGGGAUUCAGAUAGUGAAAAACUGAAGACUUGUUUUUUCUUGCCUUGGAAGAAGGACAAAACUGAAAGGCUCUUAAACCGUGCAGGGAGUCAUGCAAUGGAGGGGCAUUUGCUGAAGUUCAAGCCUGUUUUACUCUUGCCCUCCUUUCUUAAGAGAAGGACUUGUCAUCUUUUAAGUUUUGUUUCUGAUGAUCAUGCUGCUAACAGACUUGGGAAUAUUCUUUCCAAAGGCUCAUUUCUAUGGUGUUGUGCCUGGACUGGUUGUAUAGUGUAAAAGUUCAUAUUGAGUGAACUUCAGCAUCCUAGCAAUGGUUUUUGAAUGGAAUUUAAUCCUUUUUUGCAAGAAGCACAGUUUCCAGCAAUCUUCUAACAUGCUUGCCAUUUUCAUGACUUCUAAUCAUCCAAACACCCUGAUUAAAGGUGCUCCCUGUUCUGCCAUGUUGGCCAGGGAAUUUUUUUUGUCUUUAAUUCCUGAGCGUUUGUUCAAUUUCUGAGAUUUUGUAAUUCUGUCUUUACUGUCCACGUCAGCCCCUGUUCUCACCGAAUUGUGUGUUUUAAAACUGUUAGAACACUCCUCUGUCAGGAUCUUUACUAAAUCUACUACAUUUGCAACUAAGUGGUUUCACAAUAGUGAGAAGUCAUGCAUAUUCAACUAUGGAUAUAUGGUGAUACAGGGAUUUUUUGUUUUUUAAAAAAAAUCUUGAGAAUUCAUUUUUGUUGGUAAAGGAUUAACCAAAACGGUAUGCACAGCAGUAAUCAUAAUUAGUCUUAAAACCCAAACUACAUAUGUGAAGCCUCAUUUGCGUCAUUUUCAUUGAAUGUAUUUUUUAUUGAAUACAGUAUCAGUCAAUAUUUAUGUAACACUCUACUAAAUAAUGACUAAGCCACCGUACCAAUUCUGAAGCAUUUUAUCAAUUUUAGUAUUGUGAUAUAUUUUGCUAUUGUAGAUAUUUGACUGCGUGAAGACUGUGCCAUUUUUUACCUUAUUCCCCUUGCCUAUCAUUUUGAAUCUGGAUAAUUGAGCAGGAGUGAGUAUGUGAAGUAUUUUUUCCUCAUAUAGUUGGUCUGCUGUAUUAAAUCUGAGCAGUUAAUGUGUCAUUGCAUUUACUAUUGUUUUCAAUAUUACCUGCUGCCUCAUUGCGAAGGACAUGAAUUUUCAGGAAAGGACAAAAGCACAAGAGGGAAGAUGUCCUAACAAUUUCGCAUUUAGUAAUAUCCUGCUAUUACUCUUAUUUCAUGGGUAACUUUCUAAGUUGGUUUAGUAUGACUAAAAAUCUCAGCAAAAAUGUGAGACAACAAAUAAUUGUAAUUUUGGGUUAAAAUUGAGCAACUCUUGCCUGUUUGGCUAUAGCAGUUAUUUCAAUUGUGCAAUAAAACCCAAAAUUGGUUUUGGUUAUUAGAUAACUUUUUUUUUGCUCAUUUGUGUAAGUAUUUUAGUAGUAGCUUACCUUUGUAGCCUUUAAUUGCAACCUGUUUGUAUAACAUAAAUAAUGCAGUAGAUUUUUACCUGUGAGUGACAUGUUAAUGGUAAGGCAUAACCAUGAAAAUCAGAGUUAACCCAUGGUCCCCGUAGAUGUAGACAUCUAUUUAAACUAAUAUCCAAGUGUUGCAAAGUGUAAUUUCUCAUUCUACAAAGCAAUGGAGUAUGACUCCUCAGCAGGCAGUCUAAAAUGCUUCUAAAAAGCCACUUCCAUGUUAGAAGACAUGUUUAACAUUCUAGAUGAAUUGUCUGUUAAUUUGAAACAUAAUGAUCUGUUUCCCAGAUCCCAACACCCUUUGUGACCACAAUAAAAAAUUGGGGUUCAUUGACAAAAAAUUUGAACAGGACUCUAUGCAUUUGGUCAAACUGAUCUUGUGGCCCUAACAAACCAGUGAAUGUUAUUCCAGUUCCAAAUUCUUCUUAAUAAUGCUUCCAGCUAUUUUUGCUUAAUUUUGAGAGAUGUUUACAGAUACAUAUUUUAAUUCCAAUCCUUUCCCCAUCCUUUACUAUUUGUAAGGAUUUCCCAUG